Molecule: messenger RNA, 909 nt
Organism: Fusarium redolens
Lineage: Eukaryota; Fungi; Ascomycota; Sordariomycetes; Hypocreales; Nectriaceae
Product: S-adenosyl-L-methionine-dependent methyltransferase
Exons: 4
Coding region: 1-909 (302 amino acids)
Biological process (GO): methylation
Molecular function (GO): S-adenosylmethionine-dependent methyltransferase activity
Source: RefSeq, a predicted model, not a curated record
AUGGCCGCCGCAGCAGUGUCUGACCAAACUACCGACCUGAGCAAGCAAUAUGACACUCCCCUCGGCCUCGCCCACUCAACUAUGCAAGUCCUCAAGGACAGAAUCAAGCUACAUUAUGACCUUGCAAGCGACUAUUAUUUGAGUUUGUGGGGCGAACAUAUCCAUCAUGGGUACUGGCCAACACCAGAAUCUGAAGCCACGCAAACAAAGGAGGAAGCUCAAGCCAAUCUUAUUCAGCUCCUCCUCGACAUUUCAAACCUCCCACCCAACAGCUCGGUUCUUGAUGUCGGCUGUGGUAUCGGUGGAACAUCUCGGUAUCUCGCUUCCAAACAUGGUAGCUCUGUGACUGGCGUCACCAUCUCCAACAAACAAGUCGAGAUCGCCAAUCGGCUGACCAAAGCUGCUGUCGAAGGCACCUCUUCGUCUGAUGUGUCAGAUGAUAAUGGCUUCACCAAACUCGGCGAGGGAAAAGUCAAAUUUCUCGAGCUUGAUGCCGAGAAGAUGGGCGACUUCUUCAACGACCAGCAGGGCACCUUUGAUGCAGUAUGGAUAAGUGAAGCUCUUAGCCAUUUCCCAAACAAGGCAUUAUUCUUUGAGAACGUGAUGAAAGUCCUCAAGCCUGGAGGCAAGUUGGUAUUGGCAGAUUGGUUCAAGGACGAGGAUGUUGACGAUACAACUUUUACCAAUGAUAUCAAGCCUAUCGAAGAUGGCAUGCUACUCCCACCCCUCUGUACCCAGCAAGGGGAUAUUACUUGGUCACUUGUGCAGAACCCAUCUCUUUGGGCGUUUGCGUUUACUCAAGGCCGUGACGGUAUUGCUUUCUUACAGUCAUUUCGCGCAAUGAGACGGGGUUAUGCCAACGGCUCUUUUCGUUACGCUGUCAUGGCGUUCAAUAAGGAGACGGUAUGA